AUGCAGAAACCUCCACGUCCUGUCUUCCGACGCGCCUACCCAAACUUGGAUUCACUAUUCGGUCAUGUCUAUUCAAACCUGACUGGAGAACCGUUGACACCAACUAAAAUCGCUACGUUCUACUUGAUCCGAGUCCUGUUCCAAACGCAUUUUGGCCUGCGUCAUGAGCGGUCGUUCUACGGUCUUUUUGAUACCCGGGCAAAGCUAUACGUCUUUGAAUGGCUCUACCUUUUUAUGUCUACGGAAAGGGAACUCACCUGGGAUGAAUACCGAAUGUUGACUCGUGAUGCGUUUGAAGACUAUCGCGAGAUCAACAAGAAUUUCUAUGCGGUUAUCGAACAGAUCGGGUCGGGACAGGCUGAUAUCAACUUUGGAAUUGAGGACGAGUUCUAUACGAACAAGUAUUCGAAGGAUCCGAAAUUGCACCCAAACGAUCCGUACCACGAAGCGGUUGAGCUCGCAACACGGGAUGAUCUCCACUUCUCGUCCGCCUUCUCCCACAUUUAUCGCUGGGUGAAGAGGAUUCUUGCUCAAUAUAGCAAAACUUCCAAUGCCGACCUGUUCAAGUUGAACGAAACGAUGCGUGAGUGGAUUCAUACCAACGGAGAAGAUUAUGUCAGUCCAUACCCAAUCGAAAACAUGGGGACGCCUCUUCCUUACGUCAUCGACUGCUCCAUGAGAGCCAGAAAAUGGGUCAACGAAUUUACCUUCAUCAUCCAAAAGAAUCUGUGGGAUGCGACAGGCAAGCUGGAGCUCGAUGAUAUCUUCAACUACACAAAGCUCGUUCAAAAACACCAUCCAGACGUUAUCGAAGCGUUUCUUCUGGAAGCAGUGCUUCAGGUGCAGAUGAAAGAUGGGCCUAGCGCAAUCAAAGCGUUGAAGUCCUACUUUGAGUUGUCAAGCUUUGAGUUGAACAGCAACAUGUUGCACGCCAUGAAGACUCAUCGUCUUGGAGUUCCCAACUUCGCUCCAUUGAUGUACUCGCCAAUCCUCCAAGCCAGAAUCUGUAGACUGUUUGGAGACCUCCCAGCCGCCCGAAUGCUGCUCGACGAGAGUCUCCAGCAAGCUCAGAUCCGCAACGACGAGAUUUGUCAUCAAAUGGCAAAUGUUGAAAUGCAUACAUGUAGUGUUAUUGGUAGUGACAUUUUUCUGGAGAACAACGCUCAGCGGAUCAUAGAAUACGUUGAUAAGGAUCGUCGUGUUUUGAGAAAAGCUUUGAGACAUAUUGAUGAUCUUCAUGGGCAACACCGCACUGGUCCAUGCUGUUUGGAGUCGGAGGAUGACUUCGAGGUGGUUGCUGAAUUAGAUUCCUACGGAAAAAUGCUCAUGAUUUUGAAGAAGAUUGCUGCAGGGCACUUCAAAUUGAGAUACCACCGGGACGCCGAAAUAGGAUUCAAUAGUCAAUUAGGAAGUGACCCUGAGGAGAGAGGGCAGAGAGUGACCACGUACGGUUUAUCUAUCAUUUGCAGCAACGCAAUCCGUAACGGAAUGUACGAUCAAGCUACAAGUGUCGCAGAGAGUUUGCUCGAUGGUGAGUUGGAGACGGAAAGAUGCUACUCUCACAACACGGAACCCGUGGCGGUUGCAUAUGCUAACCUGGCGUAUUCCCAUGCGGCACGGGGAGACUACGACGAAUCCAUCGAUGUAAUAUGGGAAGCAGUGGAAGUCUUUCCGGAUGAAGAGAUGUGGCAAGGUUUUCGUCACAUCCAAGCUUGCUUAGCCAUCAUCCUGUACGAGAAGUACUUCAUGGGGACUGACUAUUAUUGGGCAAAGAAUCUUCUCAAAGAUCUUGCCCCCUUCUCUGAAUUCGAGUACAAAAUUAGAAAAAGUCUUUUGAUUUGCGUUCAAGGAAGAUGCAACGAAGCGAUCAACAUGUUGUUGGAUUUGAAAGCUGAUGAUGUUUAUUUAAAAAUCAGAGUUCAAAUGCAAAUUGGCUGUAUCUACACGUCUACCAAGGCGUUUGGAAAAGCGUUGCUUGCUUUCAAAGAGGCAAUGAUUCUAGCUUCCGGAACGACUUUGUUGGGAAUCAAGGCUUUGAUUCUCAGAAGAAUGGCUACAAUGCUGAUGUGCGAAGGAAAGUACCAGCAAGCCCAAAAAGUUCUCGACCAGUGUACCAAUGACGUUCUGUAUCACGGAACGUACAUUGAGAAAGCAUGUCUACAUGUUACAGCUGCAAGAACUGCUCGCAUGCUCGGAAAAGACCCUCGACAGUUCCUCAGAUUGGCACGAGAGUUGGUGCAUUACAAUUGGCCAGCGAUGGAGAAGAUGAUCCUCUCAGAGCUUGCCUUGCUUUACGACCCCAAAGGAUUGAUGCCGAACGCGAAUCGAUUGUCUCAAGUUUGUGAGCAAUUUGGAAAAAUUACGGCUCUAGUUCCCGGAAAAUGCGUGUGGUUGCUUAUGUGA
Messenger RNA from Caenorhabditis remanei, 2403 nucleotides. RefSeq lists its product as uncharacterized. The transcript is spliced from 11 exons. The coding region runs from base 1 to 2403 and encodes 800 amino acids. The record is from RefSeq and is a predicted model, not a curated record. Gene Ontology annotation, biological process: protein K11-linked ubiquitination; positive regulation of mitotic metaphase/anaphase transition; anaphase-promoting complex-dependent catabolic process. Lineage: Eukaryota; Metazoa; Nematoda; Chromadorea; Rhabditida; Rhabditidae. Gene Ontology annotation, molecular function: protein binding. Gene Ontology annotation, cellular component: anaphase-promoting complex.